Messenger RNA from Ipomoea nil (Japanese morning glory), 1939 nucleotides. Its product is annotated as 3-hydroxy-3-methylglutaryl-coenzyme A reductase-like. The coding region runs from base 134 to 1828 and encodes 564 amino acids. Gene Ontology annotation, biological process: isoprenoid biosynthetic process; coenzyme A metabolic process; sterol biosynthetic process. Gene Ontology annotation, molecular function: protein binding; hydroxymethylglutaryl-CoA reductase (NADPH) activity. The record is from RefSeq and is a predicted model, not a curated record. Gene Ontology annotation, cellular component: peroxisomal membrane; endoplasmic reticulum membrane. Lineage: Eukaryota; Viridiplantae; Streptophyta; Magnoliopsida; Solanales; Convolvulaceae. The transcript has a single exon.
AACAACGUAACACAACAAAUUUGAUUGUAAUCGAUCAUAGCUAGAUUCAAAACCUGUUGUUGUGUUGUUCAAUUUGCCUGCCUAAGAUCGAAUAUAUAUAAUUCUGAUUUGUGAAGGAGCUAAGCUAAGCAAGAUGGAGUUGAAGCAAAUCCAAAUUCGCCCCACAUCCACUUCCACUUCCAUUAGUUCUCCCGUUAAACAUAAGAAAUCUGAUUAUUCUUUCUCUGAAAAUACACCUAAUUCCAACGCUCUCCCACUGCUUCUCUACCUUACUAACGCCGUCUUCUUUGCGGCCGUCUAUUUCCUGCUCGUUAGCUGGCGCGACAAGAUCCGUCACUCCAAGCCUCUCCAUGUUGUCUCAAGCUCUGAGAUGGCUGCCCUCCUCGCUUUUGCGGCUUCGUUUGUUUAUCUCUUGGGGGGCUUCUUCAAUCCUCUACAAGAGCAGCAGGAAUUGGAGAGCCAAGAAGAUGAAGAAGAAAAACAGAAGAUUACUAAUCUGAAGAAAAAAUUAGAAAAUGACCAGCAUGUCACUCCUGCUGCUGCUAUCAAAUCUACUGAUCCAAUAAUAAUGUCCGAAGAUGAAGAUGAAGAUGAAGAUGAGGAGAUAGUCAAUGGUGUUGCGGAAGGUCGGAUUCCAUCCUACUCCCUCGAGUCAAAGUUAGGGGAUUGCAAGAGGGCUGCAGCCAUCCGUCGCAAGGCCUUGGAGAGAAUAACCGGCAAAUCAUUAGACGGACUUCCCUUGGAGAGUUUUGACUAUGAAUCAAUUCUGGGUCAGUGUUGCGAGAUGCCAGUUGGGUACGUACAGAUUCCUGUAGGUAUUGCGGGGCCGCUCUUGCUUGACGGUGAGGAGUACUCUGUACCCAUGGCUACCACGGAGGGUUGCUUGGUGGCCAGCACCAACAGGGGUUGCAAAGCCAUCUAUGCCUCCGGAGGUGCAACCAGUGUGGUGUUCAAGGAUGGGAUGACUAGAGCUCCAGUGGUGAGAUUCUCCACCGCCAAAAGAGCCGCCCAGUUGAAGCUUUUCUUGGAGGACCCUUUAAGUUUCGAGACCAUUGCCGCCGCAUUCAAUAAAUCCAGUCGUUUCGCUCGCCUCCAAACCAUCAAAUGCGCUAUUGCCGGCAAGAAUCUGUACAUGAGAUUCACUUGCAGCACUGGCGAUGCCAUGGGGAUGAACAUGGUAUCCAAGGGCGUCCAGAACGUAUUGGACUUCCUCCAGACCACCGACUUCCCCGACAUGGACAUCAUCGGCAUCUCUGGCAACUUCUGCUCCGACAAGAAACCUGCGGCUGUCAAUUGGAUUGAAGGCCGCGGUAAGUCAGUGGUCUGCGAGGCCAUAAUAAAGGAAGAUGUAGUUAACAAAGUACUAAAAACUGAUGUUGCCUCCUUAGUAGAGCUCAACAUGCUCAAGAAUCUAACUGGAUCCGCCAUGGCUGGAGCUCUCGGGGGAUUCAACGCCCACGCCGCCAACAUUGUGUCGGCCGUCUUCAUCGCCACAGGACAAGACCCCGCACAAAACAUUGAAAGCUCCCACUGUAUAACUAUGAUGGAGGCGGUUAAUGAAGGGAAAGAUCUUCACAUCUCAGUCACCAUGCCAUCCAUUGAGGUAGGCACUGUGGGGGGUGGAACUCAGCUUGCUUCCCAGGCCGCAUGCUUGAAUCUACUAGGAGUGAAGGGUGCUAGCAAGGAAGUGCCCGGAGCCAACUCUAGAAGGUUGGCCACCGUGGUUGCCGGAGCAGUAUUAGCUGGGGAGCUUUCUUUGAUGUCUGCAAUAGCUGCAGGACAGCUUGUUAAGAGUCACAUGAAGUACAAUAGGUCUAACAAACCUUAGAAUUGAAAACACUCAGGCACUGCACGGAGAAGCAACAUUGAUUAUCAAUGAUGUAUGUAUCCAAAUUCUUUUUUGUUCUUUUAUAAUGAAUUCAAUUUCUUUGGUAAUUAA